CAGCUGAUAUAAGGACGUGGUUUGUUCCGGUGAAAAGUGGGUUUCGCUGCUACAAGACGGGCGGUUUUAGAGUAUAAUUUAUCAUGUUUUAACCAACAAAUGUCCAUGUUUUUAGGGACUGGAUUAUUUUAUUUAACAAGACAAUGACGCCUUUGUGUUUUCCCUCUGAGAACUGGGCUCUGUAACGCCUUCUCCCGCUGCCUAGCUCUCCAUCGAUUGAAGAAACAAUGCAGGCCUAGCUAUCAGCUAAUGGUAGCUAGCGGAAGCUAAUCGGAUAACGCUGGUCCAGCAGACUGCAGUGGGAUUUAAACCUUGGACGAAGCCGUUUUUCGACGUUGCAAUAACAUCCAAUCCGCUAUGAGCUCUCAGCUGCAGGUCUUCUCUCCUCCCUCGAUCUCCUCCAGUGCCUUUUGCCGUGUUAAGAAGCUGAAGGUGGAGAGCAAUGUCUGGGAUGUUUCCACUACUGAAGCUUACAGCUCCAUAGCAGGCCAGUCAGCAUACACCUUCACGCCUGCAAUGGCUGUGCCGCCCUUUGCACCGUCCCUGGUCUUCCCCCCUGCAGCUCCUGGCUCCAGGGGUCAAGUGGUGGUGCGGGCAGCUGAUAGCACCGGCAGUCUUCCCCGUGGCUCCAGUCGGCGUGUCACAGAGCAGGCGACGUCCUCCUCUUACACUCAUACUGAGACAGCCUCUGAAACGAGGGGUCACAGGCACGGGCAGAAGAGAAAGAUCGAGGAGGCCAGUGAAGGCAGUGGGAGUGGGUGUGGCAGUGUCCAAAUAUUAGAGGAGCUCUCAGCUCCGGCAGCAACAUACUCCACCCGUACGGGCGGCGGUGGAGGAGGGGGCACAGGUCAGUCUAUACCCCACUCGGCUCCGACCACCAAGAGCAGUAGCUCCAAUGGUGAAGGAGAUUAUCAGCUAGUGCAGCAUGAGAUCCUCUGCUCGGUGUCCUGUAGCUAUGAAGUGCUGGAGUUUCUGGGAAGAGGCACAUUUGGACAAGUAGCCAAGUGCUGGAAGAGAGGCACCAAUGAGAUUGUGGCCAUCAAGAUCCUGAAAAACCAUCCCUCAUACGCUCGACAGGGCCAGAUUGAGGUGGGCAUCCUGAACCGGCUAAGCGCAGAGAAUGCAGAUGAGUACAACUUUGUGCGUUCAUAUGAAUGCUUCCAACACAAGGGUCACACCUGCCUGGUGUUUGAGAUGCUGGAGCAGAACCUGUACGACUUUCUCAAACACAGCAAGUUCAGCCCACUCCCACUACGGCACAUCAGGCCCAUCCUACAGCAGGUGGCUACAGCACUAAUGAAGUUGAAGAGCCUGGGUCUGAUUCAUGCAGACCUGAAGCCUGAGAACAUCAUGCUGGUCGACCCCCUUAGACAGCCCUACAGGGUGAAGGUCAUUGACUUCGGCUCAGCAAGUCAUGUGUCCAAGGCCGUCUGCUCAACCUACUUACAGUCUCGCUACUACAGGGCUCCAGAGAUCAUUUUAGGUUUGCCAUUCUGUGAGGCCAUUGACAUGUGGUCUUUAGGCUGUGUGAUAGCUGAGCUGUUUCUGGGUUGGCCUCUCUACCCCGGAGCCUCGGAGUACGACCAGAUACGCUACAUUUCCCAGACUCAGGGCCUACCAGCAGAGUACCUACUGAGCGCCGGCACUAAGACCAGCCGCUUCUUCAACCGAGGCCCUGACUCCAGCUACCCACUCUGGAGGCUAAAGACCCCAGCAGAGCAUGAAAUGGAGAUGGGUAUCAAGUCCAAGGAGGCCAGGAAGUAUAUCUUCAACUGUCUGGAUGACAUGAUGCAGGUCAACCUGUCAUCUCAUUUGGAGGGGACGGACAUGUUGGCUGAGAAAGCCGAUAGACGAGAGUUUAUAGACCUCUUGAAGCGGAUGCUCCGUUUGGAUGCCGACAAAAGGAUCACACCUACAAAAACUCUGGGUCACCCCUUUGUCACUAUGAGCCACCUCAUGGAUUAUCCUCACAGCUCCCACGUGAAGUCGUGUUUCCAGAACAUGGAGAUCUGCAAGCGCCGGAGCUCCUAUGACAGUGGCAAAUCCUUGUACUCCACCAAUGCAGUCCCGAGCGCUGCAGCGGGAAACCUCACUGUUACCUUCAGUAGCCAACUCAACCAACAUAACCAGGUGCCUUCUGCGGGGGGAGCGGUGCCUUUGCUGAACUACCAGCCAGCUCUGUACCAGCAGGCGACUAUCAACAUUCCCGGGCUGGCUCAACAGAGUGUCCCGAUUCCAACGCGUCCUGCUGGGCUGUGUAGCCAGACAGAACCCUUCCAGCAGACUCUCAUCGUCUGCCCACCCUCCACUAUUCAAGGGCUACAGCCAUCCAGUAAGAGUUCUAGUUUCCCUGUGAGGAUGGAGAACUCUGUUCCUAUAGUACCUCAGAAUCAGUCUACUCAGUCAUUGCAGAUCCAGCCAAGUAUGCUCACACAGGGUUCCUGCACACCCCUGAUGGUGGCCACCCUGCACCCACCCUCAGCAGGCAUAGCCCCCCAGUAUUCUCUGCCCCUCGGGCUGGGCACCGGGGUGGGUCGGCCCACCCUCCUGGAGCACACAGCCACAGUGCUGCAGGCCUGGCCCACUGGCACCCAACAAAUCCUCAUACCAUCAUCAUGGCAGCAGGUUUCAGGCGUGGCCAUCCACAGCUCUGCCCACCAGUCAAAUGUCGCUGAAUCUCCCCUGGAAACACUUCACUCAGAUGCUGCCACACAGCAGGGAAACAGCUGGAGGAACACAACCCAAGCCAGGACUCAGCAGGAGAGGAAGAAAGUGAAAGCCAGACGUGGAGAGAACAGAAACAGGGGUCUCUCCGCUGCAUCAUUACUCAGCAGUAGUGGUGUGACUCCACCCAGUUCCAGCGCCACAUUGUCCCAGCCAAUCAUCAUCUCCGACACACCCAGCCCGGCGGUCAGCAUCAUCACUAUUCACAGUGACACUGACACAGAAGAUGAGCGCAAGUUCCAUCCGGCCAGUGUUGGUCUGAGCCAGCGCACUAAUGUCAUCAGCUGUGUGACGGUACACGACUCCGACUCCUCUACAGCCAGCCCCCUGACUCCUCUGCCACGCACACUUAACCCAGCUAGCACCAUGUCAUCACGUCAAGUCAAAUCUCUGGCAGUGGUGGCACCCUCGGUCAAAACCCAGGGCUCUGAGAGAGGAGCGGCUUCACGUGGACGCGUAGAGACUGUGAACUACAUGAAGCCUAAGAGAUCCAAUCGACAGCCGUGCAGCUCAGGGGAGAGCAUGGAGCGCCAUGGACUGGUGCCAAGUCAGUCACACCCCUUAAACCUUAGCCAGGUUCAGCCGGUGGUUUCUUCAUCUCAGGAGCGUUCGGGGGCGUCCCACGGCGACUCAACUCUGCGUCGCCAGCAGACAUUCCCUCCGGCCGUCUCAGCCUCUCACUACAACUUCCCCGAGGUCUCAGCCCUGACGUCAACCUCAGCCUCGGUCCCCGGCCUGUACACCUACCCAGCCUCCACCGCCCUUUCCUCGGCCUCGCAGGCCAUGGAGCAGCUGCUGGGCCGUGGCCACGGCAGCCACGGACACUCCCCCUCCACCUAUGCAGCAACGUACACCUCAUCCUCCUCCUCCUCCUCUUCCAGGAGAGACUCGGCCAGUCGCAGGGAUUCCGUCAGCAGCCUGCUGCACGGCCUCCCCGCAGCCUACCAGCAUCAGUUCGCCACUGGUUCUCCCUACGUUAGCGUGACGCCCCGGGCCGAGGCUUACAGUGCCUACCAGCUGAGCCCCAGGCGCCUCACACAGUACCCCUACCUAUAGGGAGAAACACACACACACACACAUUUUGAACAAAGAAAAGUAAAAAAAAAAAAUCGACUUCCCCACAUACUUACCACAAAGGGACAUUUAAACUGUAUUUCUAGUAGUUUAACUGUUUGUCACUUAUUUGUUUGCUGCUUUUGUCCACAAGGCAGAAUUUCACCUCCAACUCAUUUACAUGCUCUUUUGGACUGUUUCAGUGUUUUGUUUUUUGAAAUGUUCUUUGGUAUUAUUUGAUAUCGUAUCAGUUUAUUUUCCCUUAAAAAAUAUUGUUUAUAGCCCAUAUUUUACCCCUAUCUUUAUCCAAAUGUACAAUUAAGGCAUUGUGCUAAAUGUAUUUUACACCUGUUUAUCUUGAGGUUUUGUGUGAAGAGAGAUUUCCCUCCUGUCACAAGCUGCGACGACACUUUAGGUUUAGCUUUUUAAGAUGCCUGACUUCACGAGGCUCGCGAAGCUGACAAAGAAAGUCGCGAGCCUCAUUACAAAGUUUUCACACUAAUCCAGCGAGGCCCUAUCUUUUUAGCUGAUAUAAUAAUGACUGUACUUUACCCAUGUCUCUGUUUACUCACAAAUUGUCUUUUUACCAUGUUUUAAAUUAUGUUUUGUCAGUGUGAGGUAGGAAGAGGAAUGUCCAUGAAGAUGUGGAAUAAGAAAAAGGUGUGGUGAAAACUGUGAUGGAUACAUGUUAAUUUAAGUGCACAUGUGAUAGUCUGUUAAUGUAGUGUUUAGGCAGGAUUAAUCAUGUCCUUAUGCAAUAGAAACUUUUUUUUAACUGCAUCAACUGAGUGCUGAAUGUAUUUAUGAAGUACAGAGGAGUGGGAUCACCAUCCUGAGGAAUGACGUGAAAAGCUUUUGUUUUAAAUUGUUUGAGGGGGGAAAAAAAAGCAAUUAACCUUCUUUCCCUAUUUCUUUUAUCUCCUUAAAAUAUGAAAAGUCCAGGUACACAUGUACCGAAAAAAUAUUCUGUAUUAUCUGUGAAUCCUGAUCGUGUAGGACCUGCUCAUUAUUAAAAUUGAUUUAUGGCCAGUUUUUACAGUUUUAUAAAUGAAUUUCUGUCCUGUUUUCUCCCCUUCACGCUUUGGAAAUGCUCGCUAGGAAGUUUUAACUACUCACACUGCUGUACAAUGACUGACUGGAUAUGAGAGUGCUGCAAACUGAAGGCUGAUGAGCCGCUUGAGCUGUUACGUCUCUCAGCGCCGUUCAAUUCAAAAAAUGAAAAUCCUGUAUAUUUUUCCACAUAUAGAAAACUGUCUUUUUCUGAAUUCAGACUUCCAGCAGCUUUUCCUGCCACCAUCUUUAGUAAAAGGAGGUGAAUCUUUGGAUGGUUUCUGUGGGUUUUGAAAGCUUCUUUUUUUUUUUUUUCAAUCCUUCCCUGUUGUGUUUGCAUCUGUUUUGUGUUGUAUUGUCUGAAUAUUUAACUGUAUUUCAUCUUAACAUAGUAUAGUUAAGAGGCUAUUUGUAGAACUAAUUCAGGGAAAAAGGUUUCAGCUUAAAUAAUCCACUGUCACUGUUUUCAAUAAAAUAACCACAAAUUCACAAAUAAA
This is a messenger RNA of Lates calcarifer (barramundi perch), 5324 nucleotides long. It is a transcript of the gene hipk1b, whose product is annotated as homeodomain interacting protein kinase 1b. Gene Ontology annotation, cellular component: PML body; cytoplasm; nucleus. The transcript has 18 exons. Lineage: Eukaryota; Metazoa; Chordata; Actinopteri; Centropomidae. Gene Ontology annotation, molecular function: ATP binding; protein serine/threonine kinase activity; protein tyrosine kinase activity. The record is from RefSeq and is a predicted model, not a curated record. The coding region runs from base 358 to 3780 and encodes 1140 amino acids. Gene Ontology annotation, biological process: peptidyl-serine phosphorylation; smoothened signaling pathway; peptidyl-threonine phosphorylation.